AUGACUUUGGAGGGGGCUGGGCCUUUACAGGAUCUUUACAACUUGACAAGUAAUGCUGUAUGGACGCAUUUCUUGACCGGAUUCAGCAGGGAACGCAACGCCAGAUUCCACAUCAAGCACGAAAAGUCCGUCCCUCUAUUCAACACCUCGACCAGCUGUCCUGCAAGUGCCCUCAACGCAGCGCCGCUCAACGCAUCGCUCGCCGUCGAUGUGGGCAUCUGGGUGCAGGCGGGCGUCGAGACCGGCUUCAAUUUGAGCGGCUUCUUCCCUUUGAUCGUCACGAAUUUUAUGCUGCAUGCUGAUAUGAAUGCGACCUUGAAUGGCUCCGUGCACGUCCGAGCCGAUAUCGAAGGCAGCCACGACUCCGGGCGCAUCUCGCUUCUCUCGCGCGUGCCGAUCCCGGGCGUGAAUAUCGUCAUACUAGGGGUAGCGAUGAUUGGGCCCUCGUUCGAGGUCCUGGGAGAACUCACGGCGGACCUUGCGCCCGCGCUCGACCUCAACGUCGGCCUCGUGUACACGGCGCAGAAUGUGCACUUUGUAUUCCCUCUGAGCUACGGGCCCAGCACUGGGACGUUCGCUCCGUCCGAUAAAAGCCUGGCCGUCUCCGCCGGCUCGAUGUUGAACGCUAACGCUAACAUCACCGCGCACGUCAUCCCAAGGCUCGCGUUCGGCAUCUUCACCAACCUAUUCAACACGUCGGCGUCCGUCUCCCUGGAGCUCGACACGUUCGCGACGCUCGACCUGCAGGGAAACGUCCCGCACGCGGCGAGCGCAACAGGCUGCGCCGGCCCCGGUGCGCCCCCCGCGCUGCCCGUUCAAGGCUGCGUCGACGUCAGCACGGGGUUCGACGCCAACGGGGGCGCGGACGCGAAUUUCUUUGGCCUGUUCGACAAGGGGGGGCAUGUGACCCUGUACAAGAAGAAGUUCGAACUGUUCAGCGUGAGCGCCGUCUCUGCCAUCGCGAGAGACUCGCAUCGCGCACCGCUGACGAGCCCCGUUCUCCCGCGCCCCGCGUUCUUCUAG
This is a messenger RNA of Heterobasidion irregulare TC 32-1, 1023 nucleotides long. RefSeq lists its product as uncharacterized. The transcript has 7 exons. The record is from RefSeq and is a predicted model, not a curated record. Bases 1 to 1023 code for a protein of 340 amino acids. Lineage: Eukaryota; Fungi; Basidiomycota; Agaricomycetes; Russulales; Bondarzewiaceae.